This is a messenger RNA of Drosophila elegans, 1512 nucleotides long. It is a transcript of the gene Cyp303a1, whose product is annotated as probable cytochrome P450 303a1. The record is from RefSeq and is a predicted model, not a curated record. The transcript has a single exon. Lineage: Eukaryota; Metazoa; Arthropoda; Insecta; Diptera; Drosophilidae. Gene Ontology annotation, molecular function: oxidoreductase activity, acting on paired donors, with incorporation or reduction of molecular oxygen; monooxygenase activity; iron ion binding. The coding region runs from base 1 to 1512 and encodes 503 amino acids.
AUGUUUUAUGCGGUCAUCUGGAUUUUCUGCGCCACUCUAUUGGCAAUCUUGUUUGGUGGAGUGCGAAAACCGAAAAGAUUUCCGCCAGGACCUCGCUGGUAUCCCAUUGUGGGAAGUGCCCUGCAGGUUUCACAGCUGCGGUGUCGUCUUGGAAUGUUUUGCAAAGUGAUCGAUGUGUUUGCCAAGCAAUAUGUGAAUCCCUAUGGCUUCUUUGGCCUCAAGAUUGGCAAGGAUAAGGUGGUGAUAGCCUACACGAACUUAGCAAUUAGUGAAAUGAUGACGAACGAGGAUAUUGAUGGCCGACCCGAUGGCAUAUUCUAUCGCCUAAGGACCUUCAAUUCCCGAUUGGGAGUUCUAUUAACCGAUGGCGAAAUGUGGGUGGAGCAGCGUAGAUUUAUCCUGAGGCAUUUGAAGAAUUUCGGCUUUGCCAGAAGUGGCAUGAUGGAUAUUGUCCACAAUGAGGCAACUUGUUUGCUGCAGGAUCUGAAGGACCAAGUGGCCAAGUCUGGAGGAAAGCAGGCGCGUAUUGGGAUGCACGACCUAACCAGUGUUUAUGUUUUGAACACCCUCUGGUGCAUGCUGAGUGGCAGGAGAUAUGAACCCGGUUCACCGGAGAUUACGGAACUACUGGAGACCUUUUUUGAGCUCUUUAAAAACAUCGAUAUGGUGGGUGCCCUAUUCAGUCAUUUUCCCCUACUUCGAUUCAUUGCUCCAGACUUUUCUGGCUACAAUGGUUUUGUGGAAAGUCAUCGAUCGCUGUACUCCUUUAUGAGCAAAGAGAUCGAGCUGCAUCGUUUGACUUACAAGAAUUACGAUGAACCCAGGGACCUCAUGGAUUCCUACCUUCGUGCCCAGGAGGAGGGAAAUGAUGAGAAGGGGAUGUUCAGUGACGAGAGCCUGUUGGCCAUUUGCUUGGACAUGUUUUUGGCUGGAUCUGAGACCACCAACAAAAGUCUGGGCUUCUGCUUCAUGCAUUUGGUACUGCAGCCCGAAAUCCAGGAGCGGGCCUUCCAGGAAAUCAAGGAGGUGGUGGGUCUGGAGCGCAUUCCCGAGUGGUCCAGGGAUCGCUCCAAGUUGCCCUAUUGCGAGGCCAUCACUUUGGAGGCGGUCAGGAUGUUUAUGCUCCACACUUUCGGCAUUCCGCAUCGGGCUGUCUGCGAUACUCGCUUGUCGGGAUAUGAAAUUCCCAAGGACACCAUGGUUAUAGCCUGCUUCAGGGGUAUGCUCAUCAACCCAGUGGACUUCCCCGAACCGGAGGCUUUCGAUCCCGAGAGAUUCCUCUUCGAUGGCCAUUUGAAACUACCGGAAGCCUUCAAUCCAUUCGGUUUUGGACGCCAUCGCUGCAUGGGAGACUUGUUGGGGAGGCAGAAUCUUUUUAUGUUUAUGACCACAGUGCUGCAGAACUUUAAAAUGGUCGCAAUUCCUGGUCAGCUGCCGGAGGAAGAACCUCUGGAGGGAGCCACUGCUGCGGUUAAACCAUACGACAUCAUGUUGGUGGCUAGAGAGGAAUAA